Loa loa (African eye worm) is the source of this 899-nucleotide messenger RNA. RefSeq names its product alpha-1 type XI collagen. Gene Ontology annotation, molecular function: structural constituent of cuticle. The transcript is spliced from 7 exons. The record is from RefSeq and is a predicted model, not a curated record. Lineage: Eukaryota; Metazoa; Nematoda; Chromadorea; Rhabditida; Onchocercidae. The coding region runs from base 1 to 882 and encodes 293 amino acids.
AUGAUUAAUGAGAAUGAACGAAUUCAACAACGUGUAUUAUAUGCUGAUAAGCUUAAAUAUCUGGCAAUUUUUGGUGUUACAACAAGCGCUUUUACAGCAAUUAUUUGUAUGAUGUCGGCUCCUUUACUUUAUAAUUACAUACAAUUCGUUCAAACACAAUUACAAACUGAAACUGAAUACUGCAAAAAUCGAUUAAUAGAGCUUUUUAAACGAUUAUCUGAAAGCAAUUUGAAACAAAAACGCGAUGGAAAUUUUGAUCAAGAAUUGUUCAAUAGAAGUGGUAUUGGUGCAACGUGUUGUGAAUGUGGAUAUGGAUUACCCGGUCUAGCUGGGCUAAAAGGUCGCGAUGGGAAAGAUGGUAUGGAUGGACUACCAGGCAGGAAUGGAGAACCGGGGAUUGAUGGAGAUUUGAUCGUUGUCAAGGAAACUGAUUUCUGUUUUGAAUGCCCACAAGGAGUCGCUGGUCCUCCAGGACCUGCAGGUCCUAAAGGUCCACCUGGCUUACCUGGCACACCAGGCUUAAAUGCUGAUGGCGGUGAACGAGGUCCAGCAGGACCCCCUGGACCUCCUGGACCUCCAGGUCCACCAGGACAAGCUGGGCCAAAAGGACAACCAGGUGUUGAUGGACAUAUUGUUAAGCAACCUGGACCACCGGGAUUUCCCGGUAUACCAGGACCACGAGGUCCAAUGGGUUCUCCAGGAGUUCAAGGUCCACCCGGAAUACCAGGACCAUCAGGUGAUCAAGGUCCACCAGGAGAUCCUGGUAUUCCAGGAUCCGAUGGUCGUCCUGGACUUCCUGGAAAAAAAGGUAUCACCGGAAAGCGUGGAUCGAGUGCAUCAUGCGAUCAUUGUCCAAAUCCAAGGACAGCUCCAGGAUAUUAAUAAAGUAAAAUAAAAAC